CUUAUAAGGAGUUUCGUUAAAUAAACAUUUUUACUUUGUUACUUUUAGCUGAACCGUACACACGCUUAUAUAUUAAGGAUGCAGCAUUUGUGAUAUUCAAAGUUUUAAUAGUGUUUUGAUAAGUGAAAUGUUAAACAUGUGUCCAAAGAUAUGCUUAUUAACAAUAGCGAUGCUAGUGACCGAAAUAAGAGGGGUGAUUUAUUUUCUAAAUGACACCGAGUAUAACCGUAUGCCUCCUGUUUAUAAACUUGAUGAUUACAAAACCUGUCUUGAAAAGCCAACCGAUGUUUAUUGUAACGUGGAUUUCAAUUUGAUUUCCGACACGGAAAAUGAACUGCUGACAAUGAUUCACGAAUAUUCGGAACACACAUGCACACAUUACAAUCAUUCCCAACUGAAUCACGGUAUCUGCUACACUCAGCGAUGCCAAAAUUACAUAGACCAUACGAAGAUGAAGACAUCAAUUGAAAAAUGCCUUAAUGAUACGUUUAUGAAGGAAUAUGGUUUGAGUACUCAAGUGACAAGAUUCAAUUGUCACGGUCUAUCUGACACUAAGCGAGAGCUUGACAAAUCCGAUAUAGCAGUCGCUAUCCUUCUAUUGACGAUUGUCUUGUUAAACGUUGCUGGAACUAUUUAUGAUUACAACAGUAAAGGAAAUAUAGAAGAAAAAAAAUAUCUUCUUUGUUUCUCAAUUGCACGAAACUGGAAGAAGCUUACAUCGUAUAAUUCAAAUGCAGAAAGUCAAAUAGAAUACCUCAAGGGACUAAAUGGAAUUCGAUACAAAAACAGAAGAGGUGGCCUAGAGGUUAAAGGCAUGCCUCUAGGGCAUGAGGUAGCGGGUUCGAAACCUGGCAAGUACCAAUGGGAUUUUCCCGAGUCAUUCGUACUUUCUAAGAGUAUUUAG
Messenger RNA from Danaus plexippus (monarch butterfly), 904 nucleotides. RefSeq lists its product as uncharacterized. The transcript has 5 exons. The record is from RefSeq and is a predicted model, not a curated record. The coding region runs from base 128 to 904 and encodes 258 amino acids. NCBI's taxonomy places the organism in Eukaryota, Metazoa, Arthropoda, Insecta, Lepidoptera, Nymphalidae.